UUUCUACUUUUGUUCUUUGGAUUGUCUUUGGGGUUUCUGGGUUUGGUUGCAGAAAGGUUGUUUUUAUUUUGAUGGUUUAUAUUUUUGCUUUUUUGGGUGUUUAAUCUUGGAGCGUCUGUGGAGUAUGAAUUCUAUCCCUUGCUUGAAGACGGGUUUAGAGAGAAGUUUGUACUCUUUGCAAGUUAUCAUUUUUAAUUUGCUCUGCUCGAUCGAUGAUCUUUUUCUGAGAGUUGUGAUCGACAAUGAUGCUUGUGAGGAUGCCACUGUUAUCCAGGUUGACAGUGUCAACAAGCAUGGAAUACUUCUUGAAGUCGUACAAGUACUUACUGACAUGAACCUUGUAAUAACAAAAGCUUAUAUAUCCUCUGAUGGGGGAUGGUUUAUGGAUGUGUUUAAUGUGAUCAACCAAGAUGGUAAAAAAAUCAGAGACAAGGAAGACAUCGGAUAUAUUCAGAGAAGACUUGAAAGCAAUGCGAGCUUUGUUCCCUCAUUGAGAGGUUCAGUUGGGGUGAUGCCAUCUGAAGAACAUACCUCAAUUGAACUCACUGGUUCUGAUAGGCCUGGCUUAUUGUCUGAAGUAUGUGCAGUUCUGACAGACCUUCACUGCAAUGUGGUGAAUGCUGAGAUAUGGACCCAUAAUGCUAGAGCUGCAGCUGUAGUUCAUGUCACAGAUGAUGCUACAGGAUGUGCAAUAAAAGAUCCAAAGCGACUUUCAAAAAUAAAGGAAUUGCUUUGCAAUGUUCUCAAAGGAAGUAAUGAUUUGAAGGUGGCAAAAAUGACUCUUUCACCACCUGGAAUUACUAGUAGGGAGAGAAGAUUGCAUCAAAUCAUGUUUGCUGAUAGGGACUAUGAAAAGGUUGAAAUGGUUGGACUUGGGAGGCAUGAGGAUAAGAGCUCAAGACCCCAUGUUACUGUGUUGAACAUCGAGAAAGAUUACUCUGUGAUUACUAUGAGAUCAAAGGAUCGGCCUAAACUGUUGUUCGACAUUGUUUGCACAUUAACAGACAUGGAGUAUGUAGUGUUUCAUGGAAUGGUUAACACAGGAAGGAUGGAAGCUUAUCAGGAAUUCUACAUUCGACAUGUCGAUGGACUCCCUAUAAGCUCAGAAGCUGAGCGAGAACGUGUCAUACAGUGUCUUGAAGCUGCCAUUGAAAGGAGAGCAUCUGAGGGCCUUGAGCUAGAAUUAUGCACGGAGGAUAGAGUUGGACUUCUUUCGGACAUUACCAGGAUAUUCAGAGAAAACAGUUUAUGUAUCAGGAGAGCAGAAAUCUCAACAAAAGGCGGUAAAGCCAAAGACACAUUCUAUGUCACAGACGUGACUGGUAACCCAGUUGACCCCAAGAUUAUCGACUCGAUUCGCCAACAGAUUGGGCAAACCAAGUUGCAGGUGAAACACAACUCAACUCUUUCACCAAAGCCUCCACAAGAAACAACCAUGGGAUAUCUAUUUGGGAACCUCUUCAGAGCUCGAACUUUCAAGUUGAUCAGAUCCUACUCAUAAAUUUGUGUGUAAAUUCUCAUCAGAGUAUAUCUGUAAAGAAAUAUUUGAUGUAUAUAAACUCCAAAAGAAAACAUAGGAAUCAAGAAACAAGGUGAAAGGCAUUACUUUCACCACUCUACCCUCUGCAGCAGGGAGGAUUAGUGUUAAUGUCAUGAUACUUGUACUGAUUUAGCCCAAGAUCCACUAGAUAAGUAAACACUAGGAGGACUGUGAUUGCACACUGUUUCUACAGAAGCUAUUAGUUUGUAUAGAUAAUUUGAUCAAUGAAAAAAAGUUGGUGUGAAUAUGAAAUA
This is a messenger RNA of Hevea brasiliensis (rubber tree), 1794 nucleotides long. Its product is annotated as ACT domain-containing protein ACR6. The record is from RefSeq and is a predicted model, not a curated record. The transcript is spliced from 7 exons. Bases 125 to 1501 code for a protein of 458 amino acids. Lineage: Eukaryota; Viridiplantae; Streptophyta; Magnoliopsida; Malpighiales; Euphorbiaceae.